GCGGGUGCGGCUGCUCGCUGCCGGAGAGCCGGCGGCGCGGUCCGGCCGGGCGUGGCGGUCUCCUGUGUCCAAAAGGGGGUUCUGUUUCCUCCUCAGGGCUGUCUGAGCGUGCCGGAGACAGGAGAGCUGUGAGGUGUCAGCACAGGCCUCAGUGGAGGCCGUUGCGUUCUUGUGUUGGAAAAACUGAGUUGGUGAAUUGCAAAAAUGCCAGCCAGGAAUGAGUUGCAGUUUGAAAAGUUAAUUGACGAAGCUACAAGAAAAAAGGAUUUCCAAUCCUUAGAACAAUUUCUGGCCACAGAUGAAUGUGAAAAUGUCUCUCACAAAUGCAGCAAACAGUUUGCCAACAAAUUGGACAAGCUUCUCUGUUGGGCACUUGACAAACAAGAAGUCAGAAGCAUUUCUAUUUUACUAAAUGCUAUUCAGAAAUGUGCGAAAAAAAUCAGCAUAGCAGGAGAAGAUGGGCUCCCAGCAAUGAUAAAACACGGUCUUGUUGGAAGGAUGGUCCAUUGGUUUGAAAAGUUAAAAGGCAUUUUGGUCCUCAGAGGAGAUGAAAAGAAUGAAAUGCUUACAAGUCUGGCUGAAGAUUUCUUCAUCAUGUUGCUGGCUGUGUGUGAUAGCAGACCUGAAGGUAAAAUGCAAAUAUUAGAAAACUUUGUUCUGAGAACAUGUUCCCUCAUCACUGAUGCAAGAAUUAAUAUUUAUGUUCAGCAGGAGGUAAUAAAAAAACUGAAUUUAUUGCUUGACAAGAUCCCUCGAGAUGCCAGGAAAAAGAUACUUUCUACAAAGGAGAUGUUACUUGUCAUGAGUGAAAUGGGGAGGACAGUUUUGGAUGCUGGAGAUUAUGACACACAAGUGGCCAUCACAGAAGCUCUGUGCAGAAUGGUGGCAGAGAAGCAAAGGGGAGAACUGGCCUCCCAGUGGUUUCCCAUGGAGUUUGUGGCCACUGCAUUUAGAGGAAUUAAAGAUUCGGAGUUUGAGACAGAUUGCAGAAAAUUUCUUAACCAGGUGAAUGGCAUGCUUGGAGACAAAAGAAGGGUUUUUUCAUAUCCAUGUCUAACAGCAGCUCUUGAUAAAUAUGAGCUCCAGAUACCACUGGAUGAAAACCUGGAAGCAUUUUGGAUUGAUUUCAAUGUUGGCAGCAGAAGUAUUUCUUUCUACGUGGCAGCAGAGGAUGCAGAGCUUCAGUGGGAAACCGUCCUUAUACGAGAAGAUGAUGUAAACAUGUACAGCCUGGAAGAAAAAGGUUCAAGGAAAUUAUUAACAAUAGAUCUAAAAAGCCCAAUGAAUGUGGGCACUCUCGAAGGAGGGAAAUUUCUUUUAUAUUUUGAUUCUAUCUUGGAAAUCAAAGAUGUGACCAGAAAGAUUUACGGAUCUCAUAAAUGUAAGGAUUUCAGCAAAAAGCAGUCUUCAUCAAUAGCCGAAACAACUGUUCACAUCGUCUUUGAUGAAAGUGGAUCCCAGGUUCUGGUACCAGAAAGUCAAUUGUCACCGGGUUUGAAAGAAAAAUCUGGAGAGGAGGAGGAGAAACUCAGUAAGUACAAAACUCAGCAACCUCCUGGAAGUUUGAGGACUCAGAGUAAAAAUAACAGUCAAGAAAAACCCAGAGGUGAUUCCUCCAAGAUAACUCCAUCUCAUAAAAGGAAAGUGUCUGAAGCAUCUGUGCUUAUUCCUGGAACUACAGGAGCUUCCACAAGGAGUCCACUGGGUUUUGUUAGCACAUCCACUCCUUUUAAAGGGAGAUUUAAAUUGCCUUUGGAAAUGACCAGCUCUACUAAAAGGUCUGACAAUGAUGCAAUAAAUGAGAGCAGAACAAAGAAUUUCUAUCAGGAACCUCCUGGACAAAUGUGUUCUGAAGAAGUUUUAAAAAUUUUACAAGAGGCCACAGAAAAGCAAACUUUAGAUGAAGUGCUAGAUAUUGUUCCUGAUUCUCAGCCAGCUGGGAGAAGCAACAAACCUUUGCUGCCUGGUCUUUUGGUGACUUCUUUUGAUAAAACUGAGCCAUGGAAGAAAAGAACGUUCCCUCUUCCUGAGAAGAAUAUAACAACUGGGGACGAGCAAAAGCCAAAUCCAUCACUAGCAUGUGCAUCCCAUCCAGCCAGAGUGUCUGACACAUCUUUGCAUACUCAUCUUGCACAAGAGGACCCUGAUGUUCUCCUCAGAAAAGAGACUUCAAAUCCAAAACAGUCAAAGACAAAACCAAAGUCUAAAGAAAUGGCAGAUGCAGCCAAAUCACUGAUCAGUAAAAUCAGUGACCGAUACAAAGACAAGAGUGAUGAGAAAAGCAAAGCAAGAGAUUCCCUGGGCUUUAACAGGACACAUUUAAAUAAAUCCUGGCUCUCCAAGGAAGAAGUUCAGGAGAGGACCCUAAAAACCACUUCUUUUCUUAAUAUAACUGCUGGUCAUGUUCUGGAUGAUGUCUACAACUUUAACAUCAGUGGGUUUGAUGAGCCUACAAUAAAGCUUGGAAUCCAAGAAUUGCAUGUGACUGAACUGAGUGUUCAUACAGAGACAAACAAAAAAGGGAACACAACCACCAGUAAAUCCAGUGCGGAAGUGAAAGGAGGAAAAAAGAGUAGGAGCAAUCGAGACAAGAAGCAUCUCUUUAGUGACUCAGACACAGAAAACAGAGGGGAUGACAGCAAGACAGAGAUCAGUUGGCUGGAGGAAUCCAAGAGAAAACCUAAAGCCCAGAUAAUUGAUUACAGUAGAAAUAAAAAAUCAGGGAAACCAAUAAGCACAGACAAAACAGGUAAAUUCUCGGAACCUGCUUGCCACGUGGAUAAACCUAAAAGCAAAAAUACAAAUAAGAAAAAGACAAACAAAUGUAAACCCCAGAAUUCAAAAACGGAUGAAAUGAUAGUAAAAUCCACCAGAAAAAAACUCCCUCGAAGAGCAGCAGCAACAAAAAAUUACAAAGAGCCAUCCAGUUCUGAGUCUGAGAGUGAAGAAAAGAUUCCAACGUGCACCUCUAAGGAGAAGAAAUCCAAAAUACAGAAACAUAUGAAUGGUGCAAACAAGGAUUACAGGCGGCCAAAGGUACUGCAGAUUGUACCUGUGGAGCCAAAGAGAGUGGAUGGCUAUGUGCAGAAAGCACUGGUCAAAUCCAGGAAUUCUGCAGAACAGAAGGAAGUGGAAAUGCCUUCAGCUGAGAGCCCUGCCUCGCUUGAGACAAUGAGAUGUGCUGACAGAGUGUCAGGAGAUGUUACUCCAGAGCACGGUUCCAGUGAAAGGUCACUUGGUCUUCAGGAGUCGACACUAGAAGACAGGGAAAUGCUAAACUCUGAGGAAGAAAUCUCUCCCAGUGAUUUCUGUCCACAAAAUAAGAGUAUGCAAAGUCUGGGUGUAAGUCAGUCCCCUGAGAGAGCGGUUACAAAGGUGACAUUGGGAAGGAAAAGCUUCUCACCAGUUUUAACUGAAGCAUCUUUGCUCAGCUUAACCACAUAUAAAACUGUCAGUGGCAAAAAUUCCAAGGGAGCUGCACCAGAAACCUGUAACAAUAAUGAAGAUUCAGGUUUCCAACGUUGCUUUUCGGACACGUUUUCUGUUAAAGGAAUGCUUCAGGAUAUCACUAAACCUAUCCCCAAAAAUAAGGAAGAGCUCAGCUUAACAACGUAUAAAACUGACAGUGGAAAACAUGCAAAGGGAGCUGUACUGGAAACAGGGAAUGACAAUGAAGAUUCCAGUCUCCAGUCUUGCUUUUCAGACACACUUUCUGCUAAAGACAAACUCCAGGAUCCCACCAAGCCUCUCACUAAAAGUAAAGAGGAUUGUGUACCACCAUCUCCAUUGUCUGCUUCCAGCAGGAGUAGAGUACGGUCUUGGAUUCAAGAACCUUAUGUCCCCAUGGAUGAGUCAGGACCGAGUGCACAGACAUACCUCAAAAGAACUUACCACAGUGACACAGAAAGCAACUCUGAUGAGGCAGAAACAAGCAAAGAGGAAAAGAAAGGAAGGAGAAGAAUAAGUUUAAAGCCAAAAAAAUUAUUUAAAACAGAUGAUGCUGCUACUUACAGAGUGUCUGAAAGUGUCUCCACUCAAUCUGUAAAUGACCCGUCUGGUUUGGAUGGGGAAUUCUGGGAGCAUGGUUGCUCAACCAUCAGCAUUUGUCAGCAGCUCCAGAAAGAAUUUACCAAGAAAAUUGAGAACCGCUCCCGGAAAAUGGAUAAUUUUAAUAAGCAAACACUGAGAGCUGCCCAUCAGCAUUUGGCAACAAUGAGUUACCAACUCCAUGAAUGCAGGAUCAGGCAGCUGGACAAAUUUCAUUUUACUCUCACUGAAGAACUUGAGAAAUUUGAAAAGGAUUCUCAAUCCCUGAAAAUCAUGGAAAAAGAAUUCUUGGCCUUUUGGAAAAAGCAUUCCCACACUUUUAGUACGUACAUGAAAAAUGAGCAGCAGAGAAUUCAGAUUCUUAAAGCUUCAUUUGAAAAGAGUAUCUACCAUUCUGUUGACUAUGAAGAAAAUGUUUUUACUUCAGAGAUGCAUCUGAUGAAAGAAGACAUAAAAGGACUCCAAGACAAAUUUCUAAAAGAAAUGCAAGAAGAGGAGCUGUGUAAUGUUCGCCGAGGAUUGCAGGCCUUGUUUCAAUCAAAGGCAGAAUUCUGAAGUGAUUUUUCAGAUUCCUUCCUGAAAUUCGAGGAGCAGAGCAGAGGCCGGGCUGGCUGAGGAAGGAGUGGAGAGCGCGGGAAGGACGGAGCCACCCAGAGCUACCCCGGGGUUCAGGUGCAGCAGUGACACAGCUCAGGGCCAUUGUUUGACAUUUAAAAGCUGCUCUAAGUUACCCUUACAAUGUUUUUCAUUUUAUUAUGUUUUUCAAUGUAAUUUUAAUGUGUUUUAUAUAAUCUUUAUUACCAGUGGAAGCGUGUGUCACUGCUGAACAGGAGUGUUCUGUGCAUGGGUAAUUAGCCAAGUUUAGCUUGUAGUUAACAGUGGCUCAUCUGCUCUGCUCAAAUUGAAAAUGCUUCUUCUGCUGAAGAAACUUUGCUCUCCUUUCUGUUUAUACUUUUUGUAUAUUGCAGCUGGACUAUCAUCAUAUUGUUGUUAAGAAUUAAUGCUGUAUUAUUAAUAAUAAAAUGAUAAAUAUAUUUAUGUUAAAAGGCUAGUUAUGAUGUUACAUAUUUCUGUGAAAAGCCAGCAAGUUAAAAAAUUUCAAUAAAGAGGAAAAAACACAUCUUUGGAUCAAGUGAUGGGGUCAUUCAAGUCUUCAGCUGAUAUUCAAGUAAGAUAAACAUUAAAAUGGUGACAGCGCUUCUCCCAGGAGCCCUUAGUUCCUUCUCCCAUUGCACUGGCACAGACUUCGUGUUGCACUGUGUGUCCUUACCUUCCAUUCCUGCCUGACAGUUUCCCCAGGAGCAGCUCUGGUUCCUGGGAUUCCGUCCCCACCUGGGACAGAACAGACACUCUGUGUGGGGACUGUUCCCACCUCACAGCAAUUCAGUAGUAGUCUAUACAGACACUUUGACAGACUGCAUUUUAUUAUUUUCACACUUCAUGGAGAUCAUCCCAAUGAAGCUACAAGACCGAGAAUGCCUUUUUCAAGUUUUUAACAUUGAAUGACUCCCUAGAAUGGUAGCACUUCAGAGUCUUGCAGAGAAAUGUUUGUCUUGUGAGUGAAUUCACCAUUUUGUUCUGACUGAUCAGGUGUGGUUAACAGCUAUCAAUGUAUUAUUCUUCUCCUCACAAGUUUUUUCUUUUUUUUAGUAGUACUGAAUAAAUCCUCAGGUGCUUCUCCAUGUCAGGCAUUAUUAAAAAGUCUGGCUUUACAUUUUUCUCAACGAGUUCUAUUUGCUUUGUAAUUAGCAUUUAGUAACUUUUUUCUUCUUACUGUCAAGAAAGCAUUAA
Corvus hawaiiensis (hawaiian crow) is the source of this 5838-nucleotide messenger RNA. RefSeq names its product synaptonemal complex protein 2 (gene SYCP2). The transcript is spliced from 46 exons. The coding region runs from base 205 to 4602 and encodes 1465 amino acids. NCBI's taxonomy places the organism in Eukaryota, Metazoa, Chordata, Aves, Passeriformes, Corvidae. The record is from RefSeq and is a predicted model, not a curated record.